CAUGGCGCUUCGUUAGGUUGAGAUAGAACGUCGGUAUUCUACAUAUGUACUUAAUAUGUGAUAUCAUUGCUCCUUAUGCCUUUGGAACUACUCUAUUAUCAGGAGUCUAAUUUAAGGUGAAAAUGCAUCUCACCGAAGAGGAUGAAAACAAUAUCCAGAUCGUAAACGAGUUCAAAGUCACUUGGUUCACGCUACUAUCUCGUGUUGAUGCUGCUCCAACGGUAGAUGAAAUUGUUCUUACAUCAUUAAAUCAUGUAGCAAACCUGAUGGUGUGCCGAAAGGGAGGGAACUCAUCACGAAGUGUUGUUUUUGAUAUGGCUCUCAAUUUAUGUGUGUUCGAAACAUUAUUUCAAUGGAACUUUGUGUUUACUGGGAGUGAUCUUGAGGCUUAUAAAGUAAGAGAGCUUCAGUUCUACGACUCCUUGAUUGGGAACAAUGGUGACCUCUAUUUGUCUCAUGAGGCUGUGAGUUAUUUGAUAUUUCCUACCAACUUGCGAAAUAUCAUUUACCCAUAUUUGCAUACAUUUUUUAUAACCUCGUAAUAAAUUUUUAUACCGUUCUUAUGUUGUCCACACCACAGUUGGUUUUUUGCUAUUACUUCCAAGUAAUACUCAAUCCAAAAAAUAUUUUGUUUCUCAAGAGUCAUAGCUUGUAUGUAUUUUCUAAAUGUUUUUCUACUCUUUUCAAUAGUUAAUAACCAUAUUCACUGCACCGUACGUUUCUUACAGUAACAUAUUGGUAUCUAUAGGCAAACACCUAUGUAUGCUAGGAAACGCCUGCGUCACACGUUUAUACUCAAAGAGCCCUUUUCCACUGAAAUAAUUGCUACGUACAGAUGUUGGUCGUAUAUUAGGGACGUUUAAAGCCAAAAAAGACUCAAGUUUGUGUUUUUUGUCUGUCCAAAUUGAUCUGUGCCAAUUCUUACGAGAAAAUUUUCUGUAGAUAUUUCAUAAACGCAUUUCACCAUAACUGUAAUUUCAAUUUGUUAAAU
This is a messenger RNA of Schistosoma turkestanicum, 991 nucleotides long. NCBI's taxonomy places the organism in Eukaryota, Metazoa, Platyhelminthes, Trematoda, Strigeidida, Schistosomatidae. The record is from the annotation of a GenBank genome assembly.